This is a messenger RNA of Amaranthus tricolor (Joseph's coat), 2227 nucleotides long. RefSeq names its product gibberellin receptor GID1C-like. The transcript is spliced from 2 exons. The coding region runs from base 588 to 1661 and encodes 357 amino acids. Gene Ontology annotation, cellular component: cytoplasm; nucleus. Lineage: Eukaryota; Viridiplantae; Streptophyta; Magnoliopsida; Caryophyllales; Amaranthaceae. Gene Ontology annotation, molecular function: hydrolase activity; gibberellin binding. Gene Ontology annotation, biological process: raffinose family oligosaccharide biosynthetic process; floral organ morphogenesis; positive regulation of gibberellic acid mediated signaling pathway. The record is from RefSeq and is a predicted model, not a curated record.
ACAAAAAAGACAAUAAACCUGUAAACUAAAGCAAGCCCCACAUCGACAUAACAACACCUCCUCCCUCAGUCCUCAAGCUCCAAACUAGGCACCGUCCCCUCCCUCUCAUCCAUCCCCUUCUUCAAUCUCGUCCUUUAUCACUUCACUCCACUUGCACGUUAGCACUAAUCUAUGCGUUGUCACUAUCUUACGCCUCAUAUUUUAAUCGUGCACACCCGCUCUCCUCUUCUUUCCUUCUCUGUCCUUGUCUCCUCUGUUUGUUUGCAGAGAGUAUUUCUUUCUUCUUUUCCCCUUUUCAAUAUUGCAGCUUCUUCCACACUGGUUAUUAUUCUGCUCCCUUUUUUCUUUAUUUAUUGCUAUUAUACUUACUGUACUUUCUUUUCUUUCACUUACAAACAAAUUUUAAGGUACUAGUUUUAGGUAAUGCUGCUUCAUUUUAUUUUAUUAAUUAUUGAUUUUUCUUUUCCUUUUAAAGCCUUCUUUCUUAGAUUUUUGUUCAAUUUCUUGUAUUUUAUGAGUUGGGUAUUUGGGGAUUUUAGCUAAUUUUGAUCGUACUUUCUCCAAGAUUCUCUUUUUUUUUUUCCUUCAUGGCUCCAAAUGAUGGAGUUAAUGUCAAUGAGUCUAAGAGAGUUGUACCACUGAAUACAUGGGUUCUGAUCUCACAAUUUAAGUUGGCAUACAAUAUGCUUCGACAUCCCGAUGGUUCGUUUAACCGUCACCUGGCUGAAUAUCUUGAUCGAAAAGUCGUUGCUGAUCCAAACCCGGUUCAGGGCGUUUUCUCCUUUGAUGUUGUUGUUGAUCAUUCUACUAAUCUCGUUUGUAGGGUAUAUCGUACGACCGUAGCUGAAGAAGUAGUUGUUGUGGGAGGUCAGUCCACUACUAUUAUCAACCUAGAGAAGCCUGUCGAAUCUGAUGUUAUUGUUCCAGUGAUAAUCUUCUUUCAUGGAGGGAGCUUUGCUCAUUCAUCUGCGAGUAGUGGUAUCUAUGACGUACUUUGUCGUAGGCUAGUUGGUUUUUGUAAUGCUGUUGUAGUGUCUGUAAACUAUAGGCGUGCUCCUGAAAACAGGUAUCCUUGUGCCUACGAUGACGGAUGGACUGUCGUUAAAUGGGUGAAUUCGAGGAAUUGGCUUCAAAGUAAGGACUCAAAAGUACAUAUAUACUUGGCCGGAGAUAGUUCAGGCGGUAACAUAGCUCACAAUGUUGCCGUAACAGCCAUUGAUUCUGAAAUCGAAGUUCUGGGUAAUAUUCUUCUCAAUCCUAUGUUUGGUGGGCAAGAAAGGACUAAAUCAGAACAGGGGUUAGAUGGGAAAUAUUUUGUAACUUUGCAGGACCGAGAUUGGUAUUGGAGAGCAUUUCUUCCCGAAGGAGAAAACCGAGACCAUCCAGCAUGUAAUCCAUUUGGUCCGCGUGGUCGAAGCCUUGAGGGAUUGAAGUUUCCUAAAAGUCUUGUAGUCGUAGCGGGGUUGGAUCUUAUACAAGAUUGGCAAUUGGCUUAUGUCGAGGGGCUGAAAAAAGCAGGCCAUGAUGUAAAGCUCUUGUAUUUGGAGCAAGCAACAAUUGGAUUCUACUUGUUGCCGAAUAACAAUCACUUCUUCACCGUCAUGGAUGAAAUCCGCAAAUUUGUUGGUAUCGAUCAAUCGAUAGAUCAACCAGAAAGAUAGGUAAUAAGGCAACUUGUGGACAACUAGCUCUCGAGUCUCGCCUGUGUGCAACUCACCAAGUGAUGAUUUCUGGGCUUUCGUGCGCUUGCGGCGCAGCUUAAACUUAAUUUUAUUAGUGUUUGAUAGUCAUGAGUCAUGAGAUUACCUAAUUCGGGUGGUUAUCAUUAUGUAUGAAAGUUGUAGUAUGUAGGACUUGCUAGAGUUCUUGGCAAUUCGGGGCAAUUGCUGGUCAUUUCCUUUCGCUUUUAGCCAAUUCGGUGGGUAGUAGAGCACUAGGCAGGCUGCGACGCUUCUACGGAUUGGAGCUUUUCGACUUACAGCUAAUAGUAGUAUAGGUACUUAUCAGAGGACAUGGCAACAUGUUUAUCUUAGAUACUGUAAAACCUGUAUGUGUAUACAUAUAUCUUGUAUAGAUGUAUAAUAUAUCUCAUACUAUAUUACUCCAGAAGUAUGAUGAUUUUGUGCUUUUUAUCCUUUUCUGGUUCAACGCCAUUAGAACUUUGGCUUAGUAUGAAUUAUGGUUCAAACUUUUGCUUACUAUGAAUUAUAUUCAGUUUGACUUUCUA